UCCUUUCUACUGCUUUAACUCCUAGAGAGAUAAUUGUGCUUAACAAGACCUUACUAUCUGCUGAAAAUACAAUGACUGAAUUCCUGGUUUGUUUUAACUGGUGCAAUGGUGAACAGCCCCAGCCGAAGAGGCGCCGGAGACUGGACCGGAAUAUGAUAGGAGAACCAAUGAACUUUGUACACACUGCGCAUGUUGGGGCAGGAGAGAUGAGUAGUGACUAUACAUCAGCUGUAUCAAUUCAGGACCACAUGAAGUCUAAAGGUGGCUACACAAAUGGCACUGCUGCAACUGUUGAGAUAUAGGAAACCCUGAGAAGGCCACAAUCUGCUCUGUCUUAUGAGGACCCCCUGGACUGUGCUUUCAGAUUCUCUAAAACCUCUUCACCAUGGAGUAGGCAGAGUUCUCAAGUUUUAAAUAGGCCAGUGCAAGCUUUGGUGUUCUUUGCGCCGUAGCUACUGAAGGAGUUACUGUAAGUUAUCCUUAAAAUGGUCUGUCUUGGUAGUGUUGUAGUCGCAACUGUAACUUGUCACUGUGCAUGACUUCCUAGCUGUGUCCCAAAAAACUUGCAAGUUAUAAGAUGGGAUUGGAAGUCAGUAUGAAUUGCCUGGGGAUUUAGUCUGUGUCUUUUUCUCUCCUCAAGGAAUGCCAAAGUUAGUUUAAUUGGAAAGUACCACGUGCCUGCACUUCUUACAUGGGCUAAACUGAAUUGCUAAGUGGGAUCCUGUAGCCUGUACUAUAACUUUAGCGUGGUUUUUAGGUGGCUAACGACCUACUGCAUAAAUUUACUGAGCUGUACUUUGGUAUUUUUUUAAUGUUUUUUGAUAGGGAGCAAACUCUAACAUGUGCAGUUAGCCGAGUCUCCAAAACCUGGUGAAACUCCUGCUUUGCUGUGAUAACACUUACGUAGCUAAAAACUGAGGUUUUGCAAACAUGCCCACUCUCAGCUGAGGCUUAGAAACCCAGACAUUUCUCUCAACUACUGGGCUGUCUCCCUUCCAUACAUGCACUAGUAUGACUGACAGGGCUAAUUAAUAAUAAAUUGCCUGUUAAUUUCAAGUGGUGCUACAACAUGCUCACAACUGUUAGUUUUGCAUGACUUCUAUUGAAUUUUAAACUAAAUAUAUCUAAGAUCACUCUCUGUUAUCUAUCUGUAAUGGUAACUACUCAGGACUUUAAGGGAUAUCUCACUUUUUUUGUGGCUCCUUGAUUUUGAGAUUCUUAUUUUUCAGAUGAACUAUUUUUUUUCUUGCAUAUAGUUAAAAAAAAGUAUGGAUUAAGUGAUUCAGUCUUGUGAAGGACAAAUUGCAGGAGAGCAUUAAACGGAAACAGUGUCUUGCAGAGUUCCAGCACUUCGUAAAUAUUUAAAUAAAUAGCCAUCAAUAUUUAGCUGUUCCCAACCUACAGUUUAUUACCUGGCUCUUGUUCACCUUUCUAUUAAGUGAUGUGACCAAAAGCUGAAGAAGAGCUGGGUUUUUCUUUUACCCAAUCACUGACAACUGUUCUCCAGCUCAAAAUUGAGUGAUUGCCAGGGCAGAAACUUACGACAUCUGCUUGCUGUCAUGGGAUUAACUGAAUACAAGUGUUUAAAUUGCUGCCGUAUCAGUUAAUGCUGGAAGUCAGCAGAACUCUCUCCUUGCUCUAGGCACAAGAUUAGUUAUGAACUUUUUUCCAUCUAAAACCCCAUAUAGCUGGCAAAUCUUUUAACUUGCAUGAUUCUGUCUGUGUCUUCUGACACUUCCUAGAUCUAGACUGCUGCCUUAGCUGAAUUAGUAGGCUGCCUUUUCUGAUUAUACCAGGGAACCUAAAAUAAUGAAAGGUAGCUCUGUGUUUCUGUAUGCAUUCAAAAAACGCCAAAACCCUUCUCAGAGGGCCAAAGAGGGAGAGAGAAUGUUGCUUUCUGUAAAAGUCAACAGUUAAUCAUAACAUUCUGCAACAACAUAAGAGGAAUCUAACAUCCAUGUUUUCCUAGAUCCUUACUCUUGAAUUGGAAUGCAUGCCAAAUUUUAAUGUAUUUUUAAAUUAGCAUGAGUUAGCUCUUUUAAGGUCUUUCAUACUUCUGUCUUCUAACUUCAGAUUUAUUCCAAGAGCCUAGCUAAGAUACAGAGUUUAAAACAGCUAAAUCCUGUAUACUGUUGAGGAAGCAUAAAGUGGCCAAGUUGUUCGUAAAGAGUAGAGUCAAAUUCAGCAGCUAUUAAACUGAGUUGAUGCAUUCACUGGUCCAUGCCUACCCAG
Neopsephotus bourkii (Bourke's parrot) is the source of this 2232-nucleotide messenger RNA. RefSeq names its product CDC42 small effector protein 2-B-like. The transcript has 3 exons. The coding region runs from base 72 to 302 and encodes 76 amino acids. Gene Ontology annotation, biological process: regulation of Rho protein signal transduction. Gene Ontology annotation, molecular function: small GTPase binding. NCBI's taxonomy places the organism in Eukaryota, Metazoa, Chordata, Aves, Psittaciformes, Psittacidae. The record is from RefSeq and is a predicted model, not a curated record. Gene Ontology annotation, cellular component: plasma membrane.